This is a messenger RNA of Chrysochloris asiatica (Cape golden mole), 318 nucleotides long. RefSeq names its product chromosome unknown open reading frame, human C19orf33. Gene Ontology annotation, cellular component: nucleus. The transcript has 4 exons. The record is from RefSeq and is a predicted model, not a curated record. Bases 1 to 318 code for a protein of 105 amino acids. Lineage: Eukaryota; Metazoa; Chordata; Mammalia; Afrosoricida; Chrysochloridae.
AUGGAGUUCGACCUGGCAGCAGCCCUGGAGUCCAAUUCCAAGAAACCCGAGGGGGCAGGCCAGCGGGGGGAACCAAAACACAGCCCCCCCAAAGUUCAGGGCCCAGCGCAGGCAGGAGUAGCUGCUAAUCCCGGGCAUGGUGGCAGCAGCUCCUCGGAUUCCAGCAGCAGCAGCUCCAGCGCCUCAGACAUCGAAGCAAAGGAAAACGCCAGUGGCAAGAUCAAGAAGCCCAAGGUGAAGAAGAAGCAGAAGGCUGAGGGAGCGGAGAAGGCGAAGCGGGGGAAGAAGGGGAAGAAGGGGAAGAGGGAAGCUCAUUAA